AAGAAAAUGUAGGAGGCGAGGUAUUUGCAACCGCGCUAUCAUAGGCAGGUGGCACAGGAGUGUUGGUCACACCGGCAUCGAUUUCAGAAAGGCAAUCUCCUUCAAGUAUCUGUCCGCCUUGACCCUCGUAUAACGACGGGAUGAUUGCAAAUGCAAGACGGCUGAUGCUCGGCAGUUGAUGGGCUGAGAUCGCUAUGCAAAGCUGGCGUAUCCACCUAGCAGGGAACCUCCUAUCUGCAAUGCUUGCAUGAACUGUGAAAGACGUUUGCGUAGUCAAUAUGCGCAGAGACUUGAUCCUAUCAUUCGAUGGCUGAUCUGGAGAUGCGAAUGUCUUCGGGAGCACCAGAGCCGGUGGCCUGAGCAUAUCGAAAGUCAGAGCAAUUGUGUUACGACCCACGAAUUCCUUGGGAUCGGGGUCAAAAUGAAGUUGCCGAAUGCGCUCUGGAGGAAUGAAAACAAAGACGCGGACGCCGUUGCGGUGGCGGCUACGGCCCGUGCUAGGCACAUCCAGCUUAACACGUGUGUGGACUUUGAAAAAAGCGCCUCUGUUGGUACUCCCUGGGAUCCAAUGUACAUCCAGAAACACGUUUUCCAGGCGAUUGCUUGGUUGCCAUAAGGCCAAAGCUGGUGCAUGUGUAAUAUCAACAUUGGUAGCAGGCCAUGUCGGAUAUAUGCCGCCAGAGUUAUCAGAUGAUAAGCUGCUGUCGUUGCUACUGGGAACAUGUAGACACCUUGUACCUCUUGAAACGCGUCGAUCGAUCUCGUCUUCAGCAAGGGGCGUGUUUGGGUUCGUCGCAGUGCACGAGUGGAUUGAGGGUGUUGGAGACAUAGUAGAACAAUAGACUAUCGAACAGAGAACCUCUUCAUGAAAAUGUUAGUAUUGCGCGUAGUUACAUUGCAAAGGAAGAAAAACCCCCAAGAAAAAUCUCAGGAUCCCACCCACCCAGGCUUCUGUUUCGAAGAGCAGCCUUGACUCUUAAAAAAAAAAGGAUGUGGAAAUGACCGCUGAAGUUGAGGAUCAGAGAUUGCAGGCCGGUGACACCUAACUGGCCGGCCCAGCCACGCCGCCGCCCCAGAUUAGUAUGCACUGAACCCAACACCCAGGGUCUUUCGUCGGCCGUAGGCGACGAGUGGAAGCCUGUAGAUUGGUGCUGGUCGUACUAUACUGUCCGUGGAGGAAUCGUGGGCAGUGAGAGGGCACAGUGAGGGCACACGUCUACUGUCGCGGUGGGAGGUUGAGUGUCGUUGGUUGAAG
Molecule: messenger RNA, 1255 nt
Organism: Cryphonectria parasitica EP155
Lineage: Eukaryota; Fungi; Ascomycota; Sordariomycetes; Diaporthales; Cryphonectriaceae
Exons: 1
Coding region: 435-842 (135 amino acids)
Source: RefSeq, a predicted model, not a curated record